Molecule: messenger RNA, 668 nt
Organism: Atta colombica
Lineage: Eukaryota; Metazoa; Arthropoda; Insecta; Hymenoptera; Formicidae
Gene: Adi1
Product: 1,2-dihydroxy-3-keto-5-methylthiopentene dioxygenase
Exons: 4
Coding region: 88-645 (185 amino acids)
Molecular function (GO): acireductone dioxygenase [iron(II)-requiring] activity
Source: RefSeq, a predicted model, not a curated record
UGGUUAAAAUACAGAAGUCCGAUCUUCGGUGUCAUCAUUAUUCGGACUGUUCGGAAUAAUCGAUUUCUGUUAUUCGAACGAAAAACUAUGGUAUGCGCUUGGUAUAUGGACAGCAGCGAUGUUGAUCAAAGAUUGGAACACCACAGGCAACCGCCAGAAUAUGUUUCGCUGGAUAGCCUAUUCGCCGCAACGGGCGUGGAAUAUUUUGAGAUAAAUCAUCUAAAUUAUGAAGUAGAUGUUACUCUGAAAGAACUACGACAGAAACGCGGUUACACAUACGAAGAUGAGUUAACAUGUUCCAAAGAAUGCUUAGAAAAUUAUGAAGAGAAGUUAAAAAUUUUCUUCACCGAACAUCUUCAUACCGACGAGGAGAUACGACUGGUUCUGGAUGGUUCAGGCUAUUUCGACGUGCGGGAUAAGGAUGAUCAAUGGAUCCGAAUUAAAGUAACGGCUGGCGAUCUAUUAAUCAUACCCAGUGGAAUUUAUCAUCGUUUCACUCUGGAUACUAACAAUUAUAUAAGAGCAAAGAGAUAUUUUGUGGGAGAGCCAGUUUGGUUGUCAUAUAAUAGACCAGCCGAGAGCAUGGAAUGCCGCAAGCAGUAUCUCAAUAAUUUACAAAAAGGUUUUGAAGUAUCUUUACCUUGAUAAUCCCAUAGAAUACUGCUACA